AUGGAGAAUGAAGAGCCAGAGGCUGCUGCAGAAGAACCCAGUUCCAGCCCUUCCGCUGGGCUUCAGGCGUCAAGCAUGGAGCAGGCCCAGAAGCAAGGCAGCUGGCUUUGGGGCUGGCUCCCUUUCCCGCUUCUCUCAGGACUGACCUGGCUGGGAGACAGGAAUAGGACCCCGCAAGAGCUGGCUUGCUGCCAGCUGGAGAGGAAAAGAUCUUCCAACAGGAUGUGCCCAGAAUGUGAAAUUACUUUCUGCAAAACAUGUGGAACGUUACAUUACAGCCAGGGCUUCAUUGAGCAUGGACUCCUGGGCCACAGCACUGAAAGCCUGCCAGAACUUCUGAGUCCAACACAGAGCACAAGCAAGACACAAUGA
This is a messenger RNA of Varanus komodoensis (Komodo dragon), 372 nucleotides long. RefSeq names its product chromosome unknown C17orf50 homolog (gene PGBDF). The coding region runs from base 1 to 372 and encodes 123 amino acids. NCBI's taxonomy places the organism in Eukaryota, Metazoa, Chordata, Lepidosauria, Squamata, Varanidae. The record is from RefSeq and is a predicted model, not a curated record. The transcript is spliced from 2 exons.